This is a messenger RNA of Rhinolophus ferrumequinum (greater horseshoe bat), 2836 nucleotides long. It is a transcript of the gene CDNF, whose product is annotated as cerebral dopamine neurotrophic factor. Gene Ontology annotation, biological process: neuron projection development; dopaminergic neuron differentiation. The coding region runs from base 90 to 653 and encodes 187 amino acids. Lineage: Eukaryota; Metazoa; Chordata; Mammalia; Chiroptera; Rhinolophidae. The transcript is spliced from 4 exons. The record is from RefSeq and is a predicted model, not a curated record. Gene Ontology annotation, cellular component: endoplasmic reticulum.
CUCCAGCGUCCUAUAACAGCCCGGGGCGAUAGCCGCGAGGCUGAAGGUGGGCGCUGGUGGCCGAGGUGUUUUGGUGCUGCUGGCUCAGCAUGUGGUACGCGAGCCCAGCCGCGGUGGUGGCCUUUUGCGCCGGGCUUUGGGUCUCUACCCCGGUGUCGGCGCGGGGCCAGGAGGCCGGGGGGCGGCCGGGGGCCGACUGUGAAGUAUGUGAAGAAUUCUUGAACCGAUUCUAUAACUCCCUGAUAGCCAGAGGGGUCAACUUUUCUCUGGACACCAUAGAAAAAGAAUUGAUCAGCUUUUGCUUGGGUGUCAAAGGAAAAGAAAACCGCCUGUGCUAUUAUCUUGGAGCAACGAAAGAUGCAGCCACGAAGAUUCUCAGUGAGGUCACUCGUCCAAUGAGUGUGCACAUGCCUGCAAUGAAGAUUUGUGAGAAGCUCAAGAAGAUGGACAGCCAAAUCUGUGAGCUGAAAUAUGAAAAGAAAUUGGACUUGGCAUCCGUGGACCUGAGGAAGAUGAGUGUCGUGGAGCUGAAACAGAUACUGCACAACUGGGGGGAAGAAUGCAGGGCUUGCGCGGAAAAAACAGACUACGUGAACCUGAUCAAAGAACUGGCACCCAAGUACGCCGCGGUGCGCCCCGGAACCGAACUCUGACCCUCCACGCGGCCGGCGCACCAUAGGUUGUAAUUAGAGACAAAAAUGACGUGUCGGUUGAGUCACCGGGAAUUGCACUGCGCUUGCGUGGUCUCAUACUUUCUGUUUUGGUAUUCCUCCUCAGGACUGGUUACUUGAGUUUAUAAGUAAAACUGUUAAUAUUAGUGGUAUCUUACUUUUGCAAUGUACCAAACCCUAAAAGUGCCUUUAUCAUAGUUUUCUUGGAAUGACUACGUCAAUUAUCAUUGGCUACCUCCUAAAAUUGGGGAAAGUGAAUUUCCGAAAAGUUGAUGGAGGAAAUUGAGUCCAAGAAGGAGAGUGCUCAAGAGGCCCCUCUCUGUGCAUUAAUCUUUAAUUACAUAUGUUGGAUUAGGACAAAAGGAACAAUGUUUAGCUUAUCUAACUCCCAACUUCAACCCAAAAUAACAACCUGGCAUAAUCAAAAGUUUUUAAAAAGUAAACUUUGUAUUUUCAACUGCAACUCUCUCUACUUUCUAGUUCUCUUUGGUACCAGAAAUGGAAGGGCAGGAGGCCCUACUUGAAAUUAGUGUUUCCAUAUGAAGGAAACCUAUUCAAACCUACUCAAAGAAAAUAGAUCAAGAAUCCACACAAGUGUAUGUAGCCAAUAUUUUGGCAAAUUAUAUCAACACUCACACUGUUACGUGAACCAAACUCAAGGACUUCUGCGGCCUUCCUGUCACACAGUAGACAAGCUUUUGAUAGAGGGCUAAAACAUAUUAGGGGCACCUGCAGGCAACAUGGAGAUCGAUGGUUCUUACUGCUAUUUCAUCAGCUUUAAAUUGUAAAAUCAUUUGUGGCUCCAUUUUCUGGCCACGUAAGAAUAAGAUCCCACUGUAGAAGUAAGUGGCUGUCCCUGAGUGGCAGGUGGAGUGGAGAGUGAUUGCAGAGCAGCUUGAGGGAAAUUUCUGGGGUAAUGGGAACAUCUUAUAUCUUGAUGUUGGUUACAUGGGUGAAUAUAAUUGUCAAACUCAUCCGGCAGUACAAUGAAGCCCCGGGCAUGUUACUGUAUGUAAAUUAUAUCUAAAACACUGCUGUAGAAAAAUUAUUUGAAAAUUAACUAAAAUUAAUUGAUUCAGAACAUCUUGUUCAUUUAAAGAAUUGCAGUUACUCACUGGGAGUCCUUUUGGGGAAUGGAGGAGACUAAAAGUAUACACUGUAAGUAUAAUUUCCCGUUUUAAAUGCUGCACAGGCAAAUGGAUUUUCAGUUAGACAGUUGGGAUGUAACCAAAAUUGUCAGAGAAUUAGUGGUUAGUAACUUAAGAAUGAGAAUAAAAAGCUUUGAUGUAAUAAAUGGCCAAAAAGGUUAUUGUUUUUGGAUUUUGGCAACCUGAUCAUUAUGUGUAAAGCAUCGUACUUUAUUAUGAAUUGUAUUUUUAAAAUGUCCAAAUUUAGGUUUUUUACUUUUUAUAGACUUGUUUGUUUUUCUUUAGUGCAUUUUGAACCUAUUGAGAAAGUUGUCAUUUAAAAAUAGCAUGUUUGAUGUCUGAUCUUAAAAUCAGGUCAUAUUUCUCAGGGUCAUUUUUUUUCAGGAUAUAAAUCUAGGUAAUAAGAACACUGCCCAGCAGGUGAUUCAAAUCCAUAAUAUUUAGUCUAGUUUUUCAAAGGCCAUUUUCUGUAAGUCAGUACUACUCAAACUUCUUAAACUGUGCAUACAAAUCACCCAAGGAUCUUGUUAACAUGUAGAUUCUGAGUCAGUAUUUCUGGGAGGGGCCUGAGCUUCUACAUUUCUAAUAAGCCCCAAGUGAUGCCCAUGGAGCUCUUCCAGGGACCACACUUUGAGUAGCAAGGGCCUGAGUCAUGGAUCCUGCGAUGGAUUUAGUUUUGCCUUCUGCCAGUCUCACUCAAUUAGAUUUAUGGUAGGGCUGACUAUAACAAUAAAAACAAACAAACAACAAUAAACUCACAAGAGAUGAGUCUUUCAUGUAAAAGAGGUCCACAGGUAGCCAGUCCAGGGUAAAUGGAGCUGUUCCACAAAGUUAUCAGGGACUCACCUCGUAUCACUUCACAGCCUAGGGGUGGGUCCAUUCUUAACCCAUGGUCCAGUUGACUGCUAGAACUCCCUGUUCCAGGAGGGAGAAAGCAUAUGAACUGAACCAGCCUCUUUAUGGCGGCCUUCCCGGUCCCCAUCCCCCCACCACCCCCACCAACACCUUUAAGUUCCA